Molecule: messenger RNA, 318 nt
Organism: Trypanosoma grayi
Lineage: Eukaryota; Euglenozoa; Kinetoplastea; Trypanosomatida; Trypanosomatidae
Exons: 1
Coding region: 1-318 (105 amino acids)
Source: RefSeq, a predicted model, not a curated record
AUGGCUAAACUCGCUGCAUUUUUAACUGCUUCAGCUGCCUCAACAAGCCGUUUUAAGGCCGUUCUCAGCUUUCUGCACACUUUCAGAACGAUCAGCGUGGGUUUUUUUCUCAGUGUCACCGUUCACAUUCUGCUGGACAACUUUGUUACCGCCACCACCACUAACCGCUUUCUCCGGCUCUGCAGCAGCCGUCACGCAGACACAAGCGCAGCACAGGGCAAGUACCAGCAGCACGGGGCGCACCAUCAUCACUCCUCCUGCUCGCAUCAUUACUGCUGCCUGAGAGUAUCCUUCUUAGCAAUGUAUCACACAAACUGA